AUGGAGUUCACAGAGUUUGACAAGGACUGCUUUAGAAUGCAGAUCCUGCCAAGAAGGAGACGGCUGCUGACCACACGACUCAACGCUCUGUCCUUUGAUCCAUCAGCCAACAACGACCCUCUCCAGUUCAGCGGCUCCAGUGGGCCGCUGGUGACGGAGUGUCCUCCUCUGGAAAACACUGCUGAGAAUAGCAAGAAGAGGAAGAGAGCCAACCUGCCUCCAGGUCUGUACCAGCAGCCAAGACAAACGCAGACUUUCAUCAUACAGAGCACCGCUGACAUUAAGCGGUUGGUCAAUCUCUCCUCUUCCUCAUCUUCCUCACCCUCGGCUGGCCCUGGUCACGUCCACGGCCAGCCCCAGACCCCCGGCCUCGCAGAGAAAAACGGCUUUGCCGGCCGCAUUCACCACCUACCAGACCUUAUCCAGCAGAGCCAUCACUCCCCUUCCUCCACCACAACCAUCCCUUCCUCCCCCUCCUCCUCUCCCUCCUUCCCCUCAUCAUCGAGCUAUGCCAGUCCUGCCAUGUCCCCACAGACCCCCCUGGACACGCUCACUGCCAUAGAGUCCCAGUCAGAAAGCAACUCCAUGUCCAAACACAAGUCUUCCUCUUCCUUCACUCCGUUCAUCGACCCUCGUCUUCUCCAGAUCUCUCCAUCCAGCGGCAGCUCCCUCAACAACAUUGCAGCAUUUGGGCCCGAUGGACGCCUGGCAGACCCGCUGAAGGCCGACCCGUCCCGUAAAGGCUCCGUUGUCAACGUCAACCCGGUCAACACGCGCCCGCCCAGCGACACGCCGGAGAUCCGCAAGUACAAGAAGAGGUUCAACUCUGAGAUCCUGUGUGCUGCUCUCUGGGGAGUGAACCUGCUGGUGGGGACAGAGAGCGGUCUGAUGCUGCUGGACCGGAGCGGACAGGGGAAGGUCUACCCUCUGAUCAACAGGAGACGCAUCCAGCAGAUGGACGUCCUGGAGGGACUCAAUGUCCUGGUCACUAUAUCAGGUACAGUGCAUGUGCUGUCUGAACACUAA
Notothenia coriiceps (black rockcod) is the source of this 1026-nucleotide messenger RNA. RefSeq names its product TRAF2 and NCK-interacting protein kinase-like. Gene Ontology annotation, cellular component: cytosol. Bases 1 to 1026 code for a protein of 341 amino acids. The transcript is spliced from 8 exons. Lineage: Eukaryota; Metazoa; Chordata; Actinopteri; Perciformes; Nototheniidae. The record is from RefSeq and is a predicted model, not a curated record.